GGUUUCUGUUUCUUGCGUAUGCUGCCACUGUUAACCCAUUGCCCGCUGCUCCGAGAACGAUCACUAAGAACCCAACCAGGAUUCCUAUGUGUCUCCAUGGACCUGGGGGUAAAGACGGCAAUCCAACAUGUCAUAAUUCACUACGUUUACCUCCAACACCACGGGUGAUUAUGAUGUCAUCAAGUGACGGAAACAAACUCCAAGUUAACGGGGAAGAUGAUCGUGGAAGCUUACGUAGCAGCGGGGGCGACUUCAUCCUACAACUACAACAAGAUCUUGAAUCAUUAAGACGUGAGAUUGAUAUCAAGGAGAGCAAACUCCAAUCCAACAUGAACAGCAUCAAAACAUUCUGGAGUCCAGAGUUGAAGAAGGAGAGAGCUCUGAGAAAAGAAGAAAGGAAUCAGAUUGUUACUUUAAAGGAACAACUUAAAGUUACACAAGAAGAGAAUCAGCACCUCCAUUUAACCACCCAAGCGUUACAAGACGAACUACGUGCACAGCGCGACCUCAACCAACUUCUCCACGAGGAUUUCGUGACCUCGCCGUCAGAUGGGGGCGAUAAGGAGUCUACAAGAAUAAUGCAAGACAAUUAUGACCGAUUAUUACGCGAGAACGAGUUGUUACAAUCCACGAUGGAGGAACUGGAGUCGAGGAUUGAAGCGCAACGACAAACAUUGGGGACGAGGGAUGAAUCGGUUCGCAAGUUGUUGGAGAUGUUGCAGUGUAAGGGUUUACCGAAAUCUGAUGACGAAGGGUUAAACGUGGAGGUGGAUUCAAUGAAGGCUCAGAUCAUCGGGUACCAAAGUAGACUCGGUCACAUGGAGAGCUUGCUGCAUGAUAAGAAUAUAGAAGUGCAGCAGUACAAGAACCGUUGUUUGGAUGGCAACGAGGAAACUUCGACGAUUCACAAAGUUAUCGACGCGAAGGAAGCAAAGAUAUCGUCCUUAGAACGAAUGAACCGUGAAGUGGAGCUCGAACUUGAAUCGACGAAACACGAAGCCGACAUCAUCAUGACUCAGCACAGGGAAGAUGUGAAGCAACUGGAAGCGGUGAAGAGUCAUUCGGACUUCAUGAAGAAUAAGGUUGACCAAUUAAAAUCUGAUGUCCAGAAGAAAGAGACGGAGAUAGUAACGUUGCAAACGAGGUUGGAUACGUUGAACAACCAACAAUCAGAUAACCGUCAACACAUUGACGUGCUGAAAGAAUCGUUGAAUGCUAAGGAUCAACGAGCGUCUGUGUUGCAAUCGGAGGUUGACUCAUUGCGCAAUCGCCUGGAUGAAAAACAACGAAUCCUGGACGAGAAACAAGAUUAUCUCUUGCGCCUCCAAGAGGAUAAAAGUUGCGACGCGUCGGAGUUGUCACAUUUACGCGACACCCUGGACGUUAAGGAUCGUAAAAUCUUGGUCCUCCAUAAAAAGAUUGAGAGUUUAUCGGAAGUUGUUCGAGAGCGCGACGGAAUGUUGGAGGAGAAGAAACGAGCGUUGGUUGCGUUGGAGGAAGACUCUUGUACGAGCGAUUCAGCGUUGACGACGAUGGAAGAAGCACUCGCUGAUAAGGACAAAAUCGUUGAAGCGUUACAACACGAAAUAUCGUUGCUACGACAACAGUUACGAGAUGAAUCAGCAGAUUUGAAUCAACAAUUGAAAAACGCUGAGCAACAAUUGGAUUGUUCGCGUCGUGAUGUCACAGAGAGAGAGACCUCGAUAAGCGAACUACAAGAACAAGCGACCUCCCUCGCUUCCUCGAUCGUGAAGAAAGAUUCGUUCAUCAAACAACUCGAGAUCAACAUCCAGAAACACACGGAGGAUUUCAACAGGCUGCAGAAUCAACAUAAGAAGGCCCAACAACAAGCGAUGACGGAAACCACGAAGGAAGAAUUUAAUUUGAAGAUUCGUAAUUUGGAGAUUGAGGUUCAGUCGAAAGUGGACGAGGCAUCACGUUGCCAAGGAGAUCUCGACAGGCUGUUGGGAAUCCUCAAAGAAACCGAAAACGAAAAACACUCAAAAGAUGAAAAAAUAUCGGCCAUGGAAAAGAAACAUAAGGAACAAACCAUGAAGAUCAAAUCUUUACAAACAGAGAUGAUUGAAGAAGCACGAAGGAAAGGAGCCGCACAAGAUCGGGAUGUCGCAAAGUAUUUGAGCGAAAUGCAAACGAAAGACGAGCGAGUAGAGGAGUUGGAAGAAGCUUUGCGUGAGAGCGUUAGUAUCACUGCUGAGAGGGAGGUCGUGUUGGCGGGGGUGGAGGAGGGGCGGAGGGUGGCCGAGAACCAGCUUGCUGAGCUGGUUGCUGAGUUUACGAAGACGAAACAAGUCCUCGAGGAAACGGGGAUGAGAGUCGCGAGUAUGGAAGUCAUGGUGGAAAGUAAAGAUCGGAUGUUGGAGAAGUUGAGAGGGGAGAGGAGGAAGCAGAUGGAGGAGGCUCUCGAGAUGAAACAGGAAGCGUUAUUGGCAGCGAUCAGCGAGAAGGAUUCGAACAUAGCGUUGUUGGAGUUAUCGCAACCACGUAAGAAAUCGAACGCGGAUGAAGUUUGUUUGUUAAGGAGGGAGAAGGAUGCGUUGGUACAACAACUUAAACAACAGACGCAGAACCGGUUAAAGUUGAUGCAGGAAGAUUCCGAUAUUGCCAGUGAUGCCAAACGCAGUGAUGCCAAACGUAAAACAAGGAAUAAGGAGGAGGAUGGGAUUUGGGCGUGAAGGAGAUAUCAUAUUAGGGAAACCCCCCACUUCCAUAUACUGCAGUGUUUAUAGAAAUAACAUUAAGUGUUAUUAUCGCUUGGUGCUCUCUGUUUCUCUCGUGUGGUGGCUCUGUUGCUCACCUAGUGGCCACAAAUCUGCACUCUUUUUAUUUUUAACAUUGCUUUAAUAAUAACAUUUACAUGAUAA
Ciona intestinalis (vase tunicate) is the source of this 2882-nucleotide messenger RNA. NCBI's taxonomy places the organism in Eukaryota, Metazoa, Chordata, Ascidiacea, Phlebobranchia, Cionidae. The record is from RefSeq and is a predicted model, not a curated record.